Molecule: messenger RNA, 1408 nt
Organism: Acanthaster planci (crown-of-thorns starfish)
Lineage: Eukaryota; Metazoa; Echinodermata; Asteroidea; Valvatida; Acanthasteridae
Source: RefSeq, a predicted model, not a curated record
CCUUAAAAUUGACUUGAAGUGAAGAAGGAACUAGUCUCAUCAAUAAUGUUGGGCUUGCUGGUGUUAACUUUGCUGCUUCUUAGUCCAGUGAGAGGUAACUGGAAAGAUGGGAGUAAGAAUGGAAGCCGAGAAAACAUGAGGUUUUACACGCUACAUAUGACAUGCAAUGACGAAGGAACGAAGUGUCAGGAAUGCCACCAUUCACGCACGGGAGGACGAGUAUACUUGCACACUGCUGAGUACACAGAAGGGCCGGCCACGUUUCAAUUCAGAGGAUCAGCGGAAGCACGUGACUGGAAACAAUUACUUAUUCAGGAAGAUCCAACAGAGCUGUUUCAUUACUGCAUGCAAAACAACGACGCUUCAGAUUGGAACUACAACGGUGAUGCCUGGCGUUUCUCAAUCUGCAUGGACAAUGACUUCUCUGGAAUUUCCAUGCCGGCCGAAUGCGUCAAACCCGUGGCUGUUGUUUCCGUGGUCAGUCUGGUCGCAGACAACGAAGCGCACGGUGAGCAAACACUCUACUGCGCCUAGCAACCUAGCCUACACAAAAUGCCGAGAGUAAAUUUAUUUGUGUAUUCAAGUUUAAACAUAAAAUGUUGGCAAGAAGACACUUUGGCAUGAUCAAACCUCCUAUUACAAUCAAUGUGAUUUGCUUUUGGCCAUCCAGAGAUAUGUUGCAGUGAGUACGAGGACUAAGAAAUAAGUUGUUCCACUUUUAGGUAAACAGGUUAGUCUUAACGUUUCAACACAAAGCUCUUCAUAGCAGCAUUAAACAUGAAAUCAAAGUCCAUGGGUAGGUGAAAUGCACAUUUUAUUUCAAUUCUGUCGAGUGAUGGAGAGUUGCACAAAGCAUUGAGAUGUAAGAAUGAGGAUAAUGUGCCUUAGUUCGUGUCUGAUUUCAAUGUUAAACUGAACACGAAGCGAAACACCUGCUGCUAGGUUUCUGUCACCAUUAGAGUUAAACGGUAAUCAUUUUAUUACUCCUAUUGUCAAAUUUGUAACUACGUAAAAAAAAAGGUUUGCGGUAGCACCAUGCCAGGAUAUCUCUUUAUGAGUAUGUGUGGUUCGGAAAAGAGCUGGAGGGUACUCAACGUUUUAGACAGUAUGCUCCAUCUGUCGUCAGGUCACUUAAAUUUGUAAUUCUCAAUUAUAUCAUAGAAAUUGCCACUAAGAAAAGGAGUAACUGUUGAAGAAAUAAAUUAUAUUAACAAUAAGGGAAAUUAACUCGAAAUGUCAGCUGUUUUGUACAAUAAUUGUUCUGUUCCGGAACAUUACGUUGUUAUUAUUAGGCCCGUCGAUAAGGUUUGUCCAGUAUCCCACCUCUUACCGCUUAAAACACGUUUGUUGUGGCUCUUGACCAUGGCGUUCCAUCAGAAAGUCUUUGUAAUCGAGAUGAACGCUCUUG